This is a messenger RNA of Cuscuta epithymum, 1010 nucleotides long. NCBI's taxonomy places the organism in Eukaryota, Viridiplantae, Streptophyta, Magnoliopsida, Solanales, Convolvulaceae. The record is from the annotation of a GenBank genome assembly.
UAAGAUGGGUUAUCCGAGGUGCAACGUGGUAUUAGUAUUUGGUAAGCAUCUCAUGCUGUCAUGCAGCCGCAAAUUUGAUAUUAUCCAGAAGCACAUACAGAGGUUACUUAACACGUGUGCAUCUUAAAAAGGAAAACUGACACGUGGGCACAAACACACAUAUUCACACAGAGAUGCUGGGAUUGUCAAGGCUCAUUUGAGAAGAGGAUGGAGAAGUUGAAGAAUCCGGAAAUGGAGGGAGCUGGAGAUAAGAAGGAGAGGGUGAUGAUAGCAAUUGAUGAGAGUGAAUUCAGUCGUUAUGCAAUUGAAUGGACUCUUCAACACUUCCACGCUUCCUUGCUGAACUCACAAAUUGUGCUCUUCACCGUUCAGCCAAUCGUUGACUAUGGCUAUAUCUAUGCUUCUUCCCUUGGCUGCACUUCUCCUGAAGUGGUAAGAACCAUCCAAGAAAAUCAAAAGAAAGUUGCCACUGCUCUUUUGGAUAAAGCUACUGAUAUCUGCAAAAAAUAUGGGAUAACAGCAGAGACAGUCAUGGAGGCAGGAGAUCCUAAAGAGGCCAUAUGUCAAGCAGUAGAAAAAAUGAACAUCCAAUUGCUUGUGCUGGGAAGCCACAGCAGAGGGGCUCUGCAAAGGGAUUAUGAAUUACAGGGCCUUCCUCGGAAGCGUCAGCACGUACUGUGUCCACAAUGCCAACUGCCAGGUUCUUGUUGUCAAGAAGAAGCCUUGAGAUAACAGUAAUUAUCCAUUUCUGUUGCACUGAGGGGAAAUCAUGUACAUACAUACAUCAGCUGGAAUAAGUAACAAUGGGUCGUUGCAAUCUAGUGGUUUGAUAUACUUUCAAAUAAAGAUGGUUGUAAUGUAUGGAUGUGUGGUAGACAUCUUUAUAUCGCUAGGUUCUGUAAUGUUUUGAUUUAUAUUUUGAGUUGAGAAAUCUCUUGUGGUUCAUAAUUAUUUGGAGUCAGAAUUGCUUUAUGCUUCUUCAGAUCUUCAUAUAUGGUGCACCUUUUCCA